Messenger RNA from Cherax quadricarinatus, 1269 nucleotides. NCBI's taxonomy places the organism in Eukaryota, Metazoa, Arthropoda, Malacostraca, Decapoda, Parastacidae. The record is from RefSeq and is a predicted model, not a curated record.
GCAGAAUUUAGGGAGUGCUUCUCCUUGUAUGCUCGCAAUGGACAGAUUCGCACCCUGGAUCAGCUGACAGUAAUUAUGCGUUCCCUAGGCAUGAGUCCAACUAUUUCCGAACUAAAAAAAUAUUUCAAGGAUAAAGGUGGCAAGAUGAGUUUCCCAGACUUUCUUGAUGUGAUGCACAAGCACAGUCAAAUGGAAAAAAUACCUGAAGAAAUUUUGGCAGCUUUUAGAGGUCACGACCCCAAGAAAACUGGAACCAUACCCGCACGAGAGUUGCGCCAUAUUCUUCUCCAAUGGGGUGAAUGCCUCAGUAACAAAGAAGUUGAGCAAAUUUUCCGUGAGGCCAACAUCUCUCCUAAUGGUGUUGUACGUUAUCAAGAUUUCUGCAGGAUUGUGUGUGCUCCAGUGCCUGAUUACUAUUAAGAAUGAAACAGGUUAAUUUACAAGACCAUAAAAGACCUUAAGAUAUGAAAUUGAGUGAUGUGAUUUUCAUCCCAAGCUGUAAUCAAGUUACCAUGUGAUUAUGUGCAGUAUAUCAAGUGUAGGGUAAUCUUAUAAAUGUUUUUUGUGUUCUAAAAAAAAAUAUGCAAUACAUACAUAGUAAACCUCAAUUUGCUUGAAAGUAAAACAAGAUGUAAAAUGGGGAGCUUAAUUUAUUCAUUGUUUCACCAAGAUGACUUCUUGAGAAAUAUGGGCACAAGCAAGGCUCAUCUAACAUGUCAUUGAUGUACAACACUGGGCUAAAAAAAAAAAAAAAAAAAAAAAGGCUUUUCAGAAAUUGACAAAAAUCAAAGGGACUUUAUGAAAAGCUUUUACUUUGGUUAAACAUAGUGAACAAAUAUAAAAAAGCAGUUUUUGUGUGUGUUGAUUUCUAAAAUCAAUUUAACAUUUAAUUUAACAUCAUUCAAAUUAAUGCAAGUUCUAACUCCUAGCCUAUGGUUAACACUUGCAUUGUUAAUGAUGAAUAGUUAAAUUAGAUUGCAAGAUACCCUAGUUGCAGAUAUGUAUGCCCAUAAUAAUUCUUUGUUUUUUCUUUAGGAAGCUACCUUGACAAAAAUAUUGAAUAAACUUCAGGUUUGCUCUGCAUAUGGGUUAAACUCUGUUGUUAUCCAGAGUUCACUCUGAGUUUGACCUAUUGAUUUUCUGCAUGUAAUCUUUUAAUAUUUAUCAAUAAGAGCAUAUUAUGGAUGUCUGUAUAAUUAAUUAAAUGAGUAAUGAUUUAUGUACUAUUUGUACCAUCUUGCAAAAAAAAAAAAAAAAUCUUGAAUGAAU